Messenger RNA from Linderina pennispora, 1153 nucleotides. RefSeq lists its product as uncharacterized. The transcript has a single exon. The record is from RefSeq and is a predicted model, not a curated record. Lineage: Eukaryota; Fungi; Kickxellomycota; Kickxellomycetes; Kickxellales; Kickxellaceae. Gene Ontology annotation, cellular component: U2-type post-mRNA release spliceosomal complex. Gene Ontology annotation, biological process: spliceosomal complex disassembly. The coding region runs from base 68 to 1069 and encodes 333 amino acids.
GCCACGAUCUGCGCGGUCUCAUUUGUCAACAUCACUCAGGUCACCAUUUCACUCUCUACUUGGAGCUAUGUUUGGAUUUAAAAAGUCAAAAGGGCGCCGCAACAUCCGCAAAAAGGACGACAGUGCCUUCGAAGACGACGGCGCUACGGCUGACAUCGUCAAGCGCUCAGCAAAACCAGCCGCAAAGCCUGAGCGGACAAUUGGCGGCAGUACAGGGCUCAACUUUAGCGCAGAGGCAGCACCUACAGAGCCUACGCCAGGUAAAUGGAAUGGGAGUGUAGUGCCAGACCAAGAUACUUCUGCAGCGGACACGCGCAUACCGCAUUCCAAAGAUGAAGGAGCGAGUAUCAAAUCAGCUGUUGAUGAGCCAGAGAGAAAUCCAGUAAAGGGUCAGCAAGCGCCGUAUCCAUUUGCAACCGACGGAAUCCCCGAUGCGCAGCAGAUUCUGCAAGCCAAGAUAUUGCGGCGACAGCGUCAGGCAGCAGGAGCAUACGGACUGGACGGCGAAUUUGACGAGGACGAUGAAGGAUUCGGUGGCAGGAGCAACGAGCCUGACUACAUUUCCCUGUCAGAUAACCUUGCCGGGUCACGAAUUAGCGGGCCAGGCCUUGACAAUCCAUACGAUGACGACGAUGACAUCUUAGGAAACGUAGCGGCUGAGGACGAAGACGAUGCUGUAAUAAUCGACAAGAAGGAGCGUGAGCAAUACAGAGAAAGCUCGCGUUUAGCCAAAGAGCAACUGAUUGAGGAGGCUCAGGAAGCCAGCGAGGCUAGCGACUGGGAGAACGAACAGCUUCGCAAUGCUGGCAUCACGUCCACACAGGCAUCAUUGAAGCGGCAUGCCCGCAGUCGACCAAAGGACACAGGGAAUUUUGAGUUUGACGAUUCAUACAUGAACUUCCUUCUGGGGCAGGAGGAGGACCAGCUAGUGAUUGACGAAGACCGUCUGAAGACGCUGGAGAAAGACAUAGAGCAGACAACCAGUGCACUUAAAGACAUAGCCGACGAGAUGGAGGCAGCGCAGAAACAGUGGGAGCAUUUUUCCACAAUGGCAAAAUCGGUAGUCUAGAAAUGAUGCAUUCCCAUACACCGACUGCGGAAAAGGUUGAUUGUUUUUAUUGAAGGUGGGUGCGCUAGGCACACGACUUGUACC